This is a messenger RNA of Setaria italica (foxtail millet), 1102 nucleotides long. RefSeq lists its product as uncharacterized. The coding region runs from base 91 to 807 and encodes 238 amino acids. Lineage: Eukaryota; Viridiplantae; Streptophyta; Magnoliopsida; Poales; Poaceae. The record is from RefSeq and is a predicted model, not a curated record. The transcript is spliced from 4 exons.
CUGCGCGCUGUCUUCUGCUGUUUCUCUCCCUUCCUCCGCACUUCCUCCGAUCGUCUCGCCUGCGGCGCCGGCGACCGUCGGGCAGCGGCCAUGCGGGUGGCACCCAAGGUGCUCGUCCUCGUCCGCGACACCGCAGGAUACGGCGCAGCCAUCGCCGACGCUCUCCGCCCGCCGCCGGGGCUCACGAGGGAGUCCUCGCCCUUAGAGCUCCCCCUCGGAAAGUACGGCCUCGACGGCGAGAAGGCGUCCGUCGAGCUCCUGAGCUUCUCCGAUUCCAGUGGCUCUCCUCAGGUGACUAUUUUUGUUGUGCCAGAUUAUAAGCCCCCUCUUGCGGCUUGUGCUAUGAAUGAGGUCUUAGAACUGAUUUCUUCUGAAGCUACCUCCACUGAGCAAGUUUUGAUUGUCCCAUUCAUCACAAGAUCAUCAAGCUAUCAUCAUGGAAUGGAAAAUGCAACAAAAGCAUCACCUGUACUUCAUGGUGCUGAAAUAGGGGCAACAACUGACUUUACUCACUUGUUUGUUGAUGGGACUACUAAACCUCCUACAUCCUUGCAAAUACGUACUGAACCAAUAUUGUGUUUGCUGGAAAUGGUGCGCGUGUUGAAGAUGCCUACAGUUCUUUUUGUUGCUUCUGGUGGGCAGCAGCAAGGCAAAAGCUCUACAGUUUCUGAUCUUGAGAUACUGCAAUGCGUAGGGGAGCACUUGGCCAGGCACACCAACUUGGAGUUCAGCAAAGAAUCCAUUCUGGAGAGAGGGAUCGAAAAAUCACCAAUCAUUCAGGAACCCUGGCGCGAGUUAUAUGGGUGACAAAAUUCUUGCAUGUUGGCACCCUUUGGUCUUAGCUUAGUCGGCCAUACAUGCUUUGAGUGAAUUGUGUGGUGUUUUUGGUGCUGGAAUCAUGAUAGUUCUGGUUUCUCACUCUCUGUUAAAGUCUGUAAUAGUUCAUAUAGCUCCACCGGCAGUUGAACUUGUAGACUCUGGAUCUCUGAUGUUUACCCUGCAGUUGAACACGAAAGGAACAUUCCUAGAAAACAGUGUUCGGAGUUCAGGUCUUAUAAGCUUCAAUUCUUCGGGGCAUUUGUGUUUAUACCCCUGCUUUCAA